CUCGAGCUUCGUUCAGCCUUCCUAAGCUUCGUCAGAGGUGCAGCCUGCCGCCUCAACCAACCUCAACCUCGCCCGCAUCAACCCUCAAAUCCACGGCGCCUCUCCUAACGCGUUCACCUUUUGAGUCUCACCAAACUUCUUUUCGAGAGUCAAGGUGGACAUAUUAUUUGCGACAAGAUGGCAUCAGGUUACGACAGGGCUCUUUCAGUCUUCAGUCCUGAUGGACAUGUGUUCCAGGUUGAAUACGCAGGCGAAGCCGUCAAGCGAGGGACAUGUGCGGUUGGAGUGAAGGGACAGGAUGUCGUGGUCCUCGGAUGCGAGAAGAGAUCGGCUAUGAAGCUUCAAGACACGAGAAUCACUCCCUCGAAGAUCGGCCUCGUCGACACCCACGUUUGCCUCGCGUUUGCGGGCUUGAACGCCGACGCCAGGAUCUUGGUUGACAAGGCGCGGUUAGAGGCACAGUCGCAUCGAUUGACGGUUGAGGAUCCCGUUACCAUAGAAUACAUCACCAAGUAUGUCGCCGGCGUCCAGCAACGGUACACACAGAGUGGAGGUGUGAGGCCCUUCGGCAUCAGCACUCUCAUUGUUGGGUUCGACAAAGGCAGCAAGACACCCCGGCUCUACCAGACGGAGCCAUCUGGUAUCUACUCGGCAUGGAAAGCCAAUGCCAUCGGUCGGUCCAGCAAGACAGUGAGGGAGUUUUUGGAGCGAAACUACAAGGAGGACAUGGAUCGCGAGGCCACCAUCCGCCUGGCGAUCAAGUCCCUGCUGGAGGUUGUCCAGACUGGCGCCAAGAAUAUCGAGAUUGCCAUCAUGGCUCCGGGGAAGACGAUCGAGAUGCUACCGGUCGAGGACAUUGAGAACCACGUCAAGAACAUUGAGCAGGAAAAGCAAGAGGAGGCUGCGAAGAAGAAGACUGGCCGAACCACCGGUUCCGGAAGCACAUCCCUGCCAACUAGGAGCCAGGACGAGGCCGGAGACCACUAAGAGAGGGUAAUUCAGCCAUGCCCGGGUAUCGCGCUCUCGUCCCUAGGUAGACCGCCACCACCAGUGUACAGUAAUAGUAUCGGGCGAAUCCCUUUUCGGUGGG
This is a messenger RNA of Phialemonium atrogriseum, 1090 nucleotides long. Its product is annotated as nucleophile aminohydrolase. The coding region runs from base 178 to 987 and encodes 269 amino acids. The transcript has 5 exons. Gene Ontology annotation, biological process: proteasomal protein catabolic process; ubiquitin-dependent protein catabolic process. The record is from RefSeq and is a predicted model, not a curated record. Lineage: Eukaryota; Fungi; Ascomycota; Sordariomycetes; Cephalothecales; Cephalothecaceae. Gene Ontology annotation, cellular component: nucleus; proteasome core complex; proteasome core complex, alpha-subunit complex.